AUGACGUCGGGAGGAAGGAGAAGCAGCAGCAGCUCUGUGGUGAGCUUGGCGAUCCUGCUCUGUUUGGGAGCAGUCGUUGUGACAGCGCGGCCGGCUCCGGAGGCGACACGUGCGGCCGCGAACGGCACGUGCCAGUCCAGGGUGGAGCCGUUCGAGUACAAAUGCGAAGAGCACACCGUGACGACUUCGGACGGGUACAUUCUGAGCUUGCAGCGGAUCCCGAGCGGCCGCGGCUCCGGCGGCUCGUCGGCCGGCGGCAAGAUCCCGGUCCUGCUCCAGCACGGUCUCAUGAUGGACGGCGUGACGUGGCUGAUGAACUCACCGGACGAGUCCCUGGGUUACAUCCUAGCGGACAACGGGUACGACGUGUGGAUCGCCAACAGCCGCGGCACCGUCUUCAGCCGCGGCCACACCUCGCUCUCCUCCAACGACCCGGCGUACUGGGACUGGUCGUGGGACGAGCUCGCCAGCAACGACCUCUCGGCGGUCGUGCAGUACGUGUACCGCCAGGCGGGUCAGCAGAGGAUGCACUACGUCGGCCACUCGCUGGGGACCCUGAUCGCGUUCGCGGCGCUGAGCCAGCAGCAGCAGCUGGGGAUGCUGCGGUCGGCGGGCCUGCUCAGCCCCAUCGCGUACCUCGACAAGGUGUCGUCGCCGCUCGCUCUGGCGGCCGCCGACAUCUUCCUCGGCGAGGCUCUGUACUGGCUGGGCCUUGACGAGUUCGACCCAACCGGGGAAGCUGUUCACAGCCUGGUGACUGACAUAUGCAAGCAACCAGGGAUCGAUUGCUAUAAUCUGAUGUCAGUCUUCACAGGUGACAACUGCUGCCUCGACAACUCCUCUGUCCAGGUCUUCCUCGCCCAUGAGCCACAAGCUUCAGCAACCAAGAACAUGGUUCAUUUGGCUCAAAUGAUCAGAAGAGGGACGAUCGCAAAGUACGACUACGGCAACGACGCGGACAAUACGAAGCACUACGGCCAGGCGACGCCGCCGGCCUACGACGUCUCGGCGAUCCCCGACGACUUCCCGCUCUUCCUCAGUUACGGCGGCAGGGACAGCCUCUCCGACGUGCAGGACGUGCGCCACCUCUUCCAGACGCUCAAGUCGCACGACGGCGACAAGCUCACCAUCCAGUACCUCGACGACUACGCGCACGCCGACUUCGUCAUGGCCGGCAACGCCAGGGAGAGGGUCUACGCGCCGCUCAUGGCGUUCUUCAAGCUCCAGGAGAAAUGACGACGGGCGUAGAUGAAUACGUGAAAGCCUCGUAAAUUAUGUGAUAGGAAAUGGACAAAAGUUGAUGGUAAUCUCUUGGAAACAAUAUGGAUGCGUUUGAAUGUUGAUGUGGUUAUAUA
Molecule: messenger RNA, 1355 nt
Organism: Phragmites australis (common reed)
Lineage: Eukaryota; Viridiplantae; Streptophyta; Magnoliopsida; Poales; Poaceae
Product: triacylglycerol lipase 2-like
Exons: 8
Coding region: 1-1236 (411 amino acids)
Biological process (GO): lipid metabolic process
Molecular function (GO): hydrolase activity, acting on ester bonds
Source: RefSeq, a predicted model, not a curated record